CUAGCUAGUUUUCGGAGGAUUCAGUCGGACCUGCCGAGGCGAGAUAUUUCUCUUGAGAAGAUUGUUGGAAUGAAUAGCCGAAGAAUUCAUGCGGAAGAAGUAGACUAAAAUGUCUCUACUACAGAAUGGGAGGAUGAGCUACUUGAUGCAGCGAUUCUUCAAACAGCAGUUCAGGCAACAAUGCAGAAGGAGCCCAGUAGUUCCAAACCCUGCUCAUCCUGCAAGACAUGUCCAAAUCCUUACAGACUUUGGAUUCUUCAAGAAUGAGCGUCCAGAUGCACAGAUUCAUCAGAACAGAAAUGGCAUGCUAACAACCCCAAGCAUUUGGACAAGGGGCCAUGCUGGGGGUUCGACCAAUAAAACCAAACUGGUAAAGAAGGGACCUCGUCCUGGAAAGAAAGAUAAGCAGCAGCAUCAAGCAGAGGUAUUCCUGAAGAAGAAAGUGAUCGCUGUUUCAGGACCAAUGACGGUGAAACAGCUUCAAGAAGCUAUGGGUGUAGAGGAAGAUUACAUCUAUGAAUUUCUAUUAGAUACAGACGUUGACUUUUCUCCAUCAUCAGUUCUGAAGCCGUCCAUCAUUGAAGAUAUUGUGACUGAUUCAGACAUGCAUUAUCUACGUAUCAAGAAAACGAAGGAGAAACCAACCAAAGACAAGGAUGCAUAUCCCAGACCCCCAGCUGACCCCUCACUGCUGAAGUCCCGCUCACCUGUAGUGACCAUCAUGGGCCAUGUUGACCAUGGAAAGACCACUCUCCUGGACACGUUACGUAAGACCUCUGUAGCGGCCGGUGAGGCAGGAGGUAUCACUCAGCAUAUAGGAGCAUUCCAGGUUAAGCUUCCAUCUGGUCAAAUCAUCACUUUUCUGGACACACCGGGUCAUGCAGCCUUUAAAGCCAUGAGGGAACGGGGUGCUGAGGUAACUGACAUUGUGGUACUGGUCGUUGCAGCGGAUGAUGGUGUCAUGGAACAGACAAAAGAAUCUAUCAAAUAUGCAAGGAAUGCAGGAGUUCCCAUCAUUGUAGCUUUGAACAAAUGUGACAAACCUGAUGCUGAUCCAGACUUCACAAGGAAAGAUCUUCUUGCCAAUGACAUUGUCAUUGAAGAGUAUGGAGGAGAUAUCCAAUGUGUAGAGAUUUCAGCACUCAAGGGUAAUAAUCUAGAAGCUCUGUGUGAGGCAGUGAUGACACAAGCAGAACUCCAGGAACUGACCGCAGACCAGACUGGUCUAGCUGAAGGGGUCAUCGUGGAAUGCAAAGUGGACAAAGGAAUGGGGCCAGUGGUCACGCUGAUUGUCCAGCGUGGUAUCCUGAAGAAGGGGGCAGUGUUAGUAGCUGGAACAGCCAAGUGCAGGGUGCGUGCCAUGCAGAAUGAGAGGGGAGAGCCCAUGGAGCGAGCAUUACCCAGUCAACCUGUGGAAGUUACAGGAUGGAGGGAGACUCCCGCUGCUGGAGAUCAAGUCUUACAAGUUGAAUCUGAGAAGCGGGCCAAGGAGGUCAUCAAAUGGCGGGAGGAGAAAGCAUCCUCAUCCAAGCUAGAGGAGGAUGCGGUCGUCGUGGAAAAGAAGACAAGUGAGCAUCGGAGGAUGUACGAAGCACGACGAGAGGCACACUCCAAGAUGCAUUGGAGGGAGAUUAGGGCAGAGAAGGUGACAGCGAGGUUCCUCAAAGAGAAAGAAUCUACCCCCUCAGGCGAUCCUGAGCUUAACUUGAUUAUCAAAGGUGAUGUUGAUGGUUCAGUGGAAGCUAUCUUAGACACCCUAUCCACCUAUACGGCCCACCAACAAUGCAAACUCAACAUCCUCAACUUUGGAGUUGGAGUCAUAUCGGACAAAGACGUGGAGCUGGCUAACACGUUUAACGGUGCCGUUGUGGGGUUCAACGUGACUGCCACAGAGGAUGCCGAGGAGAUGGCAAAGACUAAAGGAGUGCCUCUCAAAAUGCAUAAUAUUAUCUAUAGACUGGUGGAUGAUCUCAGAGAGGAUCUGAGCAGUAGGUUACCACUGUUGGAACAGGAAUCUGUAAUAGGAGAGGCAGCUGUCCUACAACCGUUUGAGAUCUCUAUUGGCAAGAGGAAAGUCAGUGUAGCAGGAUGCAGGGUGGACAAGGGAGAACUCCAAUCAAGGGGUCUAUUCAAGCUUAUUAGGAGUCAGCAGACUAUUCAUCAGGGACCCCUGGCAUCAUUGAAACAUCACAAAGACGAUGUUAGCAAUGUGAAACGAGGAUUGGAGUGCGGCGUUAGGUUUGAAGAACAAUUGGACUAUGAGAUUGGAGACACUAUUAUAUGCUAUGAGAUAGAGAGAAUACCUCAGGAAAUUGAAUGGGAACUUGAUUUCUGAUAAUGGAUGAUAUCAAUUUAGUUACAUUGAACUGGACAAAUUCUAAAAACAAAUUAAAUUGUUGGUUGAUGUGAGGUCAGUUUUCUGGCAGAUUUUUCACACGGAAUGUGACAUAGGACACAUUAAAAAGUUUGUACUUGUGAAGUGCAUGUACUGUAUACAACAGUGGUCAAGGAGUUCCACUGUUUUCCUGGCUCGGUUAGCUUGUUUAAUUCAGUGCUCUAAGCAAACAAGGAAUUGUGUACUAGAUUUACACCUCCAUAGAUGAUGAAAAAUGCAGUUGUAAUGAUGUGCAGAAGCAGUAGCUGUUAUCGAACUCGGGCUACAAGAUCCUCAGCUUGAAGAAAAUAUACAAGACUGCUACAUCAGAUUCAGAUCUGGGAGUCCUUCGUGAAGGGACUGUCGGGUGUUCUAUCCAAUAUUCACCACAGUAAAUGUUAGAUACCUGUGCUUCUUAGCCAGUCAAAAUCAAGGAAAUGUUGUCCAGCAACAAAUGUUGAUGACAUGCUCUCCAGUAUGGAGGCACCUUUGAAUGUUUCUCACAGAUAAAUUGUCAGGUAAAAUCUAAUGUUCCUGUUGUAUGGGAGGAAACAAUAUUAAAAUCUGACAUUUACAAGCUUGAAAACUGAAUUACUGUAAAGACAUGGGUACUUCCAUAAAAUAUGUCCAUCUUGGCCCUGUCUCACAAAGACUUACAAUUGAUCUAAUCAAUCACAAAUAUGGAAAGCCAGCGACGUCAACAUCUAAAGUACUUUCUUCUACAAAAUGUUUUCUAGAAAUGAUGUUUUUCCAUACAUUCACUGUUUUCUUCUCAAUUCAGUAUG
Messenger RNA from Lytechinus variegatus (green sea urchin), 3159 nucleotides. It is a transcript of the gene mtif2, whose product is annotated as translation initiation factor IF-2, mitochondrial-like. Gene Ontology annotation, biological process: translational initiation. Lineage: Eukaryota; Metazoa; Echinodermata; Echinoidea; Temnopleuroida; Toxopneustidae. The transcript is spliced from 14 exons. Gene Ontology annotation, molecular function: GTP binding; GTPase activity; translation initiation factor activity. Bases 110 to 2335 code for a protein of 741 amino acids. The record is from RefSeq and is a predicted model, not a curated record.